AAGAGCGGGGUCUACUUGUGAUUCUGGUUAUUCUGGCACGAGGUCUCCUUUUAAACUCUUUGAUUUCUUUGCCUACAGGGAAGGUAGUCUCGAACGAUACCGACAGUAUUCUUUUGUACACACUUUUAACUUGAUGUUUUUCAAACGUGGAAUCAAGCGAUCAACUCUGCGAUCAAUUAAACAUUUACGAUUUUUAUAAAAGUUAAGAAGAAGAAGAAGAGGAAAAAAAAUGAGAAAGUUACAAUUCUCAUUAAAAUUUUGUCUGAUUGCUCUAUUCUUGGUUACAAACACAAACAUGGAAUCGAUCCCUACUGAACAUCAAGGAUUUUUGACAGCAGGACAAUUCUUUGAGAACGAAAAGAAAUUUCAAACUCCGAUGCAUAAGGUCCAGAUGACGCAACGUGGAUACAUUCAGUUUCUUAGAUGGGGAAUUUCAGUUCCGGAAAUUCGGGAAUUCACCUUUUGUCUCUGGAUGCAUUCCACAAAUAUGACCUAUGCUCAAUCAUUUUUUUCCUAUUCUAGAAAUGAAAUGGAGAGACAAAUACGAUCUUGGAUCGGUCCCGGUGGACAAAGAAUAUUCUUGGAAAUAAACAACAAGGAAAUUUUUUCUUUUCCGAUUUCCAUGGAUGAAAAUCACUGGUAUCAUUUAUGUCAAAGUUGGCGAAGUAAAGACGGUCGUUAUGGCUUAUGGAUUGACGGUCGACUCGAAACAGAAGGUUACACAAAUGAGAUGAUCGGAUAUGUCAUUCCCAGUAAGGGAGAUAUUGUAGUAGGACAAGAGUUCACCGACUUCGACAAAGGACUCGAGGAAGGAAUCGAAGGAUCAGUUUUAGGAUUCAAUUUUCUACUGUCAUCAGCUUUUCAUUCACAAGAAACGACGACGACGUCGACGCCGUCACUCACAAUUCCUCCGUCAGUGAAUAUUUUUUCCCCCUUUCAAGAACUUAUUAAUACCCAAGGAUUUUUCCGAACCAAUGCUCAAGGAUUAAUCAACAUUAAUUCCCAGGAUUCGAAUAAUAUUAAUCGGAGAUCGCUGUACUUACAAAAUCCAUUUGUUUUCUACAGAACCAAUCCUCAAGCUGAGCAAGUGCCAGGAAUUGUCUACAAAAAAGCGGAGGAAGAAAAUAAAAAUCCGUUUGUUUUUCAAAAAAGUAGUCUAGUUGAGGAAUCACCAGGAAUUGUUUACAAAAAAGUGGAGGAAAGAAACAAAAAUCCGUUCGUUUUUCAAAAAACAAAUCCUCGAGUUGAGGAAUUAUCGGGAAUUGUUUUCGAAAAAGAGGAAGGAAACAAAAAUUUUGUUUUUCAAAAAAUUAGUCAAGAUGAGCAGUUGGCAGGAAUUGCUUAUGGAAAAGAGGAGAACUUCGAAAAUAGUCCAUUGGGAUUGCAGUUGGUUAUAAUUUCUCAUUCUCAUUGUGAAAUCGGACGAGGAAGUCCUUUUAUUGGUGGGCAUUUGAUGUUAAUUUCCUGGACAAGAACUCCCGUUAGAGUGUUUGGUGGAGCUAUAGUGAAACCCGUCAAGAGUGUGUGUGGUUAUUUUUCAUGAGAUUAAAAGCGAAAAUCAACCAUGAAAAUUAAACAAGGUGUGCCAAGUUUCUACGAAAAGAAACUAUUCCUAAUGGGAAAAAAAAGUUUUUCACUUUUAUUUGUAAAUAUUUUUUACUACGUUAGGAAAAAAAAAUUUCUUUUCAUCCAGUGCCUUCUACUCUCCUUUCUAACAGUAUUUAUUAAUUUAUUUAUACUAAUUUAUUCCACAAUUAAUACUUUUCUAUUUAUAUUUUUCUAUUUUUCUAA
Leptopilina heterotoma is the source of this 1791-nucleotide messenger RNA. RefSeq lists its product as uncharacterized. Bases 230 to 1543 code for a protein of 437 amino acids. The record is from RefSeq and is a predicted model, not a curated record. NCBI's taxonomy places the organism in Eukaryota, Metazoa, Arthropoda, Insecta, Hymenoptera, Figitidae. The transcript is spliced from 4 exons.